AUGGCCAGUCCUCAAAGAAUUAUCGAAUUACAGAAAAUAUUCCAAAAAUCUACCAAACCACUAUGGAUGAGACAUCCUAGAUCUGCUUUCUAUUUGUAUCCAUUCUGGGGUUUAUUUACUGUUGCAGUCGUUGCCCCAUGUCUAUAUAUCCCUAACGCUAUCUUAGGUAUUAAACCAAAGAGAGCCGAAUAA
Messenger RNA from Tetrapisispora phaffii CBS 4417, 192 nucleotides. It is a transcript of the gene COX7, whose product is annotated as cytochrome c oxidase subunit VII. Gene Ontology annotation, cellular component: mitochondrion. The transcript has a single exon. Lineage: Eukaryota; Fungi; Ascomycota; Saccharomycetes; Saccharomycetales; Saccharomycetaceae. Gene Ontology annotation, biological process: mitochondrial electron transport, cytochrome c to oxygen. Bases 1 to 192 code for a protein of 63 amino acids. The record is from RefSeq and is a predicted model, not a curated record.